Messenger RNA from Oppia nitens, 1695 nucleotides. It is a transcript of the gene Ppox, whose product is annotated as protoporphyrinogen oxidase-like. The coding region runs from base 70 to 1677 and encodes 535 amino acids. The transcript has 4 exons. The record is from RefSeq and is a predicted model, not a curated record. Gene Ontology annotation, molecular function: protoporphyrinogen oxidase activity, oxygen as acceptor. NCBI's taxonomy places the organism in Eukaryota, Metazoa, Arthropoda, Arachnida, Sarcoptiformes, Oppiidae. Gene Ontology annotation, biological process: heme biosynthetic process. Gene Ontology annotation, cellular component: mitochondrial inner membrane.
CAUCUGUUUGUUUGUAAAAGUUUUUUUUGUUUUGCGUCAGAACCGACACUUGAUUUGGUGACCACAUCAAUGGCUGCACCAAAAUCGGUGGUUGUCUUAGGCGGCGGAAUCAGUGGCCUCUCGACUGCCUAUUAUUUGCAUAAAUUUUGUUCGCAACUCAAGACAAGGGUUCCGUUGCCGAAGAUUGUUGUCGUCGAAAGUUCAUCACAUUUGGGCGGUUGGCUCAAGACUUGUACAUUUGAUGACGGCGUCCGACACGAAUUGGGACCGAAAACACUGCGUGUGGCCACCAAUUCGGGUUAUAACGCUCUGUCACUCGUCGGUGAUCUCGGUUUGUCCGGUGAAGUGGUCGGCACUUCAGGCAAGUCUGUUGUCUCGCAAAAGCGCUUUAUUGUAGCCAACGAUGAAUUAGUUCAAUUGCCUAACAAAGUACAAGAUUUACUAUUCAAACGAAAACCAUUUACCAAAAGAUUGAUUAGUUAUGUAAUUCAAGACUUGCGUACACCGGUAAUCGAUUUGGAGGCCAUUGGCCGUGACAUUAGUGUCUAUGACUACGUUCAACGCCGAUUGGGUACCGAAAUUGCCGACUACUUUAUCGAUCCGUUGUGUCGGGGAAUAACUGCCGGUAACUCCAAAAAACUGUCAGUUUUAUCGGUGUUUCCCGAUAUGGUUAGAGGUGAACAAGAAUCGGGAGCAAUCAUAGCGGGUGCCAUUACCAAUGCACAGAAGACAAAUGUAAUGAAAUCCUUAUACGACAGUCCAUUGAUCACUGAAGCGCAGACCAAACGAUGGUCAACCUAUACAUUCAAUGAUGGUAUGCAAGCACUUCCCAAUCGACUGUGCGAUUAUAUGAUGUCUUUAGACGACAAAUCAAUUGAGAUAUACAAUGAUUCGACUGUUAAGAAAAUAGAUUUUGAUCCAACAACAAGAAGUACUACAAUAAGUAUAUCGACACCUGAAGACAACAAUGUUGAACUGGAAGCCAGUCAUGUAUUCUCAGCGAUUCCGGCCCGCAAUUUGGCCUCAGUUUUGUCCCAUAGGUUCGGUGAUCUGUCUGAAUCUCUCAACGAUAUCACUAGUGUUCAUAUGGCUGUCAUUAACCUUGAAUUUAAGGGCAAACUAAUGCCCGAUUCGUCUGGUUUUGGAUUUUUGGUGCCUUCGCGGGAAAACUCGAAUAUUUUGGGCAUUGUUUACGAUUCGUGUGUUUCGCCGCAAUUCAACGCCAAUAAAGACAUAACAAGACUAACAGUAAUGAUGGGCGGCGAAUGGUUUGAGGAAAUUUUCGGUACCAAUGAUGUCGACAAUGUGGACAAAAACUUGGUACUGAAUUAUGCUGUAGAUGCUGUCCGAAAGUAUCUGAAGAUCGGUGAUAAACCAUAUCGACAUAUAGUUUCAAUACAUAAAAACUGUAUACCUCAAUAUUAUUUGGGACAUUCAUUACGAUUGGCCAAAAUCGAUGAAUUAGUUAAAAAACAUUCGCUAAAUAUGACAUUAGUGGGCGCCUCCUAUCAAGGCUUUAGUGUUCCCGAUUGUAUAUACUAUUCAAAGUUGGCCGCCGAAAGUUAUGCCCAAAAUUUUAGGCGACAAAAUAAAUUGUUAGCAAAUGAUACCGAAAUCAAUGACAGUCAUAGUAACAAUAAUAAUGAAUCGUUAAAAGUCAAUCAAUUAUCUCAAUAAUAAUAAUAAUAAUAAUAU